UACCUGAGUCUGGGCGUUUCUCUGCAGACUGUUUGUUAGUUAGAGAGCUUAAACACAGCUGUGCAUUCGUGUUUGCGUCGGUUAAAGUUAGAAAGCGACAAGGAAAUGGGAACUCCUCCAAGAGGGGACAAAGUUUAAGCAAAGAAAAAAGAAAAAAGCCUGGUAAAGUUUUAGUUUCGAUAAGUUAGAAGUUGCCCUGCCGGUCGGUCAACAUGGGUUGCUGCAGCAGCUCGGAGGGCAAACGUGACUGGAAACCGCUGGAGGAUCGCAGCUGCACGGACAUACCAUGGCUCAUCAUAUUCUCGCUGUUUUGUAUCGGGAUGGCUUGUAUUUGUGGCUAUCCCAUCGCCACAGGAGCCGCCUCCAGGCUUAUCUCAGGAUAUGACAGUUAUGGAAACACCUGUGGCCAUAAUAACACCAAGAUUGAAGGAGUACCUCACAGUGGCCAGAACAUGAAAGAAAAAAAGUAUGUUUUCUUUCUUGAUCCUUGCAACCUUGACAUAAUUAACAGGAAGAUUAAGUCCAUGGCCCUGUGUGUCUCCAAAUGUCCGUCCACUGAACUGAAGACAUAUGGCGAGUUGAAGCAGUUUGCUCUGAAUAAUGGAUCUAACCUCUGCUCCUAUGAUAUUUAUCCUUCAAGAUACCCAAGCCACCCGGAUAGAUUCACUAAAUGUCCCAAACUCCCUGUUCCACCAAGUAAACCUGUCCCAGUAUUGCACCGCUGCAUUCCCGUGGAUAUCAGCUGCUAUGCUGAAUUCGCACAGGGGUUCAUCACGUUCGUCAGCGACAACACCGUGCUGCGCCGCGUCAUCGCGGGCGUGAUGGCGAGCAAGGAGAUCAUCAUUGGCCUUUGUCUGCUGGCUUUAGCUCUGUCCCUGAUCAUGAUGGUUGUCAUCCGUUACAUCUCCAAAGUGCUGGUGUGGAUUCUAACAGUGCUGGUAAUCAUCGGGUCUAUAGGUGGGACAGCCGUCCUCUGGUGGCUCUAUGUGGACCACAGGAAUGCCCUGAAUAAUAACACUUUAUCAGUAUUUGGGAAAGAAGUGGCCUCGGACAACGUCAAGGCUCUGCUCGUUUGCUCAAUCGGUGCUACAAUUUUCACGGUGAUUCUCCUGAUUGUGAUGUUCUUCAUGAGGAAGCGCGUGUCUCUCACCAUCUCCCUGUUCCACGUGGCUGGUAAAGUGUUCACCCACCUUCCUCUGCUGGCCCUGCAGCCUGUCUGGACCUUCCUCUGCCUCAUACUCUUCUGGGUCUACUGGAUCACUGUGCUUCUCUUCCUCGGGACGUCAGGGACGCCGAUAAAGAACAACGCCACAGAAGUAGUUGAAUAUCACAUGGAGGGACCUCUUCAGUACUUGGUGUGGUAUCACGUUGUGGGUCUCAUCUGGAUCAGCGAGUUCAUUCUCGCCUUCCAGCAGAUGACCAUCGCUGGAGCUGUGGUCACCUACUACUUCACAAAGAAUAAGUCCCAGUUGCCGGUUACACCCAUCCUCUCCUCCAUGGCACGAACCAUCCGCUACCAUCUGGGUACUUUGGCCAAAGGCUCCUUCAUCAUCACGCUUGUUAAGAUCCCUCGUCUCAUCCUCACGUACAUCCACAGCCAGCUCAAAGGAAAGGAAAACGCCUGCGCUCGCUGCAUGCUGAAGGCUUGUGUCUGCUGUCUGUGGUGUCUGGAGAAGUGUCUCGCAUACUUAAAUCAAAAUGCCUACACCGCGACAGCCAUCAACAGCACCAGCUUCUGCACCUCCGCCCGCGACGCUUUCGUCAUCCUGGUGGAGAACGCCCUCCGAGUGGCCGCCAUCAACACCGUGGGCGACUUUGUCCUCUUCUUGGGAAAGGUGCUCAUAGUCUCCUGCACAGCUUUUGCCGGCGUCCUGGCUCUGAACUACCAGAGGGAAUACACCGUGUGGGUCCUGCCUCUCCUCAUCGUCUGUCUGUUUGCCUUCCUGGUGGCUCACUGCUUCCUCUCCGUCUUCGAGAACGUGGUCGACGUUCUCUUCCUCUGCUUCGCCGUGGACACGAAAUAUAACGAUGGCAGCCCCGGGCGCGAGUACUACAUGGACAAGGCCUUGAUGGAAUUUGUUGAGAACAGUAAGAAAAUGGGUUGGCACAAGUCAGGCGAAGGAGAUGGACGGGAGAUGAAGCCCAUGGCACGUGGAGGUACUGUGGCUUAACACAUCGUCAGAAAAACCAGCAAUUAACUCCACAGGGCCAUAAAUAAGAAAAUAGUGCACAUCACACAGAAGCUAGAAAGUUUCAGCUUAAGAUUCACUGAGUUUUUAUAUUUUAAGAAAACAGUCUUGACAUUAAUACGGGUGUAAUAUGGGUUUGUGUUAUUAAGAUUAGUUUGCUAGUUUUUCUUUUUUAUAACUUCUUACUGUAUUUUAAAUAACAUGGUUUCACAUGUUUGUCACGUCACUAGUAUUAGCUACAACUGAAUUUCUAACGAUGUUUUGUCAAAACACUGUUCCGGUUGUUUUAUUACCUUUUCAAAAGUUUUAUACUUAAAUAAAUUAAAACACAGAGUUUCAUUGUCUGAUAUUUUGUUCCACUUUUAUAAAAGCCUGCACACAGAACACAUCAAACAUAAUCACGUCACGUUAAGUAAACGCUGUCCAGGAUUAAAUGCUGCCGACUUGUAGUCAGCAGGGGGCGGCAGAUGAAUCAAAACGUACAAAUAUUCCAUUUAAUGUGAAAUAACUUUAACAGAGAGUGCAAAUUCAGUGUAGAUUGUUUAAUAGAAAAACAAUAAUUCAAUAUUUUUUUCUAGUUUUGGAUAUUCUAUAAGCCCGUGGUGAUAUCACUGUUAAAUCCUUCCUCCUAAAUCUCAGGAUCAACUGACAAAUGACAAAAAAAAGUGACGUGCAGGUAAAAAAGUCAAAAGUUUUUGAGUCAUGUAAACAAAGUGCAAGCAUUUCCAACAUGAAAAAGUCUAAGUGAGAUCCCUAAAUGAGUUCCUGAAGAGAUUUCAGGCGAUUCUAACGAAAUGAAUGAUGUUAUAUUUCAUUAUUUUGAUGUAAAAUAUUCAUCUUAAAGAUUUUUACCUGCUUACUGUCAAUAAACGUAACA
Molecule: messenger RNA, 3066 nt
Organism: Larimichthys crocea (large yellow croaker)
Lineage: Eukaryota; Metazoa; Chordata; Actinopteri; Sciaenidae
Gene: slc44a1a
Product: solute carrier family 44 member 1a
Exons: 16
Coding region: 213-2171 (652 amino acids)
Biological process (GO): transmembrane transport
Cellular component (GO): membrane
Molecular function (GO): transmembrane transporter activity
Source: RefSeq, a predicted model, not a curated record